AGGUCACUAUAGCCAGCGGCGCUCGGUGCCAGUUAAUGCGAGCCAUACCCGAGGAAACGAGCUCCGCGAAUUCUGAAGGCACCACUUAGGUUCACUCGACUUUUACGAUCAGACUUAAUGAUUCUGCCUGUUCCGGUUCACCUAACCAUGCGUUAUUUCUUGAUUUCAGUACGUCAACAAGCCUCUUCAAAACUCCUCAUAACAGGAGCGAACAGGUCACCGAUUACAGGACCGUCAGCAGUCUCAGUCCAGUUUUCAAUCCAUCUGGAACGUCACUUGCGCUUACAAAAGCGUAAGCUAACGCUAUCCGAGCUUGACACUCUUCAUUCGUGCUCCCCGCCGUUGUUAACAUGAACCCCUUCAAUGGAGAAGGAAGACAUGGACCAGUAGCAGAAUAUACCGGCUCUUUCAAUGUCUCCUUCAACGAAGGAUUCGGAAGAGUCGAAGACCAGGGGUCUCUCUCGGGUUCCGAGGACGAUGCUGGAUAUCUGUUGUAUCCGGACGCAAACAAGAUGGACACAGACACCGACGACGACGCAACCACCUCCCUGACAUCCCAAACCUUGAAUGCGGAUGGCACACCUAAGCGUCCCAUGAAUGCAUUCAUGAUUUUUGCUCGCAGGAGACGACCCCAAGUUUCCGCGGAAAAUCAAUCAAUGCGAACAGGGGAUGUCAGCAAAGUCUUAAGUCGAGAAUGGAAUACUAUGGACAUGCCCGAGAAGCAGUUCUACCUUGAUCAAGCUAAACAGCUGAAGGAUCAUUUCAAUCUCAAGUACCCGGAUUACGUUUACAGACGGAGGCCGAACAACAGCCGUAAAAAGCGAAGAGCAGACUCCACAGGCGCGGCUGCAGAGUCUGCUUCCACCAUCGACUCAGCCGACGAUCAGUCUUCUAAUCCGGAGUAUGGCGAGAUCUCUCCUGUCGAAUACCAUCAUGAUUCUCAAGAAAGAUAUGAGAGCAGCGGACCAGAGGUCUGUGCAUCUGCGGAAGCCACAUAUCAUGACGAUGCUUCCUACUUGCCCCCGGCGCGGGCGCCAAGUUACCAACAGGCCCAUAGUGGAAGUGACAGACGAGUGCCGUACUUGUCCUCUCAUGGGCACGUUACGCCUGAUGUCGUUAUGGGACCGUCCACGUCCGCACCCCGCGGAUCAACGAGUCCUGCUUAUUUUCCCCCUUUCGUGCACAAUGCGCCCCAUGCACCGCCUGGCUCUUACUUCCCAAGUCAGGGUGGAAGCGAAAGGCAAUGGCACCUUUCCAGUCGCUCCAGUCGAGACGAUUUAGGACGCAUAGCCGUCCAAUCUUGGUCGCAGGGUGGUUCAGAACCGUCUCCACAGGCUGGAGAUGACAGGCACCGCCAGUUCCAAUCAGCUCAGCCAUCACCAUCAUGGGGUACUAGCCCAUCGGAGCCGCUAGCUUCGAACAAUCCAUCGGUCCAUUCCUCGAGCUACGGCUUUCCCACGCUAAACUCUCCUUUCUAUCCGCCUCAGGGCAGUACCCACAACGUUUAUUCAGCCCGACACUCCCCCUCACAAUUGUCUGACGUUUCUCACCACUAUGGUGCUGUUGACCACAUUCAAGGGAGCUCAGCGGCAUCCAGGCAAGAGGUUGCAUACCACGGUCACCAUUAUUCCCCAGUUUCUACAAUGCCAGCGGGAUAUCCGCAAAGUAGUGGCUCAACCGUGCAUCAAUACCAUAGUACACAAUCUCGGAAUAAUCUUCUCUCGGCACCAUUGACACCUGUGCAGUCAAUGCCGGUAUACUCGCACACGCCGUCAAUGAACACAGCUUCCCCCGCUGGAUCGGAAACGGACUCUGCCCCUCAACUCUAGUAGUGCACUGAACCUUGUCAGACACCUGUAGAAUCUGACGGAUGAUCCCUUAUGCGUAGACGCCUGGUCAUACGGGGUUCCAUUUAUCUUUAGUUCAUCGUUCAUGUCACUCAGCUUCAUACGGGGUUCCAUAUAUCUUUAGUUUACCGUUCACGCUACUCAGCUUAUUUGGUAUCGCCCUGACACUGUUCUCGCGCUCUUCGCAUAUCGCAUGUUUUUGUUUUGUUCUGGUUUAAAGUUACCCGCUUUAUACAUCAUCGUC
Molecule: messenger RNA, 2091 nt
Organism: Suillus clintonianus
Lineage: Eukaryota; Fungi; Basidiomycota; Agaricomycetes; Boletales; Suillaceae
Exons: 3
Coding region: 351-1829 (492 amino acids)
Biological process (GO): regulation of transcription by RNA polymerase II; cell differentiation; anatomical structure morphogenesis
Molecular function (GO): DNA-binding transcription factor activity, RNA polymerase II-specific; RNA polymerase II cis-regulatory region sequence-specific DNA binding
Source: RefSeq, a predicted model, not a curated record